GGAACGAAACUAGAAAAAAGAAAAUUUAUGAUAUAUAACUGUAUACGAAGAAAAGAUUUGACAUUUCGUGGUUACGAACAUUAGUAAGCUUCUUUAUAAUCAAAAAAUUAAAAAAACGGGCAUGGAAAAUACCUCGAAUAAGGAAGAACAGAAUAAUCAGAAUGAUUCAGACUCUGAAAUAGACGAGGUAGAACCUAGACUCAAAUACGUCAGAGUACGAAACGAUUUAGAACAUAUAUUACAAAAUGAUGCAGCUAGUUGCAUUGCAGUGCAUCCUAAGUUCCUAUGUCUGGGUUCACACUGGGGUAUGAUACAUCUUUUAGAUCAUCAAGGAAAUAAUAUACAGUCUAAAAGUUUACAAGCACAUACAGUUGCUGUCAAUCAGAUUUCUAUAGAUCAUAAUGGAGAUUUCAUUGCAUCCUGUAGUGAUGAUGGAAAAGUUUUUAUAUAUGGUCUUUAUAGCACAGAGAAUAAUCAUAACAUAAGCAUGGGUCGAUUAGUUAAAAGUAUAGCUAUAGAUCCAAAUUAUUAUAAAAGUUGUAGCGGAAGAAGAUUUAUUACAGGGGAUGAUAAAUUGGUUUUGUAUGAAAAAACAUUUUUAUCCAGAAUGAAACUAACUGUAUUGUGCGAUGCGGAAGGAGGAGUAAGAUCAAUUGCAUGGAUUGGACAUUUUGUGGCUUGGGCAUCUGAUACUGGUGUCAGAAUCUAUGAUUUAAAUGCCAAAUGUUCAUUAGGUCUCAUUAAGUGGAUCAGAUCUACUGAUGCAUUACCAGAACACUACAGAUGUAAUCUUCGAUGGUCAGAUGAUAGAACAUUAUUAAUUGGUUGGGUUGACAUAGUGCGAAUUUGUCAAAUUAGAAAGAGGUCGAUACAGGAAAUGGUUAACAGAGACUUACCGGAAUUUGUAGUAGAUCCAGUUUCAACUUUCCAAGUGGACUUUUACAUUUCCGGUAUUGCACCUUUAGAAAAUCAGUUAGUAUUACUAGGUUGCUUGAAAGAAUUGGAUGAAGAUGGAAAGAGUCAGAGGCCCACAUUACAUGUUGUUGAACCAAAGCAUCAUGAUUUUACUCUUGUGUGUGCAAAUUCGCUUACACUUCGUGGUUAUAAAGAAUACAGUUGUAAUGAUUAUCAUUUAGACUGUUUGAAAGAGGAAAACAGGUUUUUUAUUGUCAGUCCAAAAGAUAUUGUUGUAGCUAGUUUAUAUGAUGCGGAUGACAGAAUUGAGUGGCUAUUAAGUCAUGGAAAAUUCGAACAAGCAUUAGAGGCAGUAACAUUAGAUAAUGGCAAAGAUUGUAAGAAAUACACUUUUGUUUAUGUUGGCCGUAUAUACUUAGAUCAUUUGUUAUCUUGUGGAAAAUAUGAUGAAGCAGGAAAACUCUGCUCUAAAAUAUUAGGAAAGGAUAAAAAAUUAUGGGAGGAAGAAGUAUAUAAAUUUGCAAGAGUUCACCAACUAAGGUCUAUUUCUUCUUAUCUCCCAAGAGGCGAUGUCACAUUAGAUCCAUUGAUUUACGAAAUGGUUCUUUACGAAUAUUUGAAAAUGGAUCCUGAUGGAUUCCUUCAACUAGUCAAAGAAUGGUCUCCUAAAUUAUAUAAAGUUGCAGCUGUUGUAAAUGGUGUUUUGGAACAUCUUAUCGUUGAUAAUCAACGACAAAAUGUACUGUUAGAAGCUUUAGCUAUUCUAUAUAUUCAUGAUGAAAAAUACGACAAAGCAUUAGCCAUGUAUUUAAAAUUGAGACAUAAGGAUGUAUUUCAGCUUAUUAAAAAAUAUCAUCUGUAUAAUACCGUUUACGACAUGAUAGAAGGUUUAAUGGAUUUAGAUGCGGAACGUGCUAUACAAUUUUUUUUAGAAAAGGAUGCAGUACCAUCUGAUAUUGUUGUACAAAAAUUGCAGCAUAAUCAUCGAUAUUUAUACUUGUAUUUAGAUGAAUUAAAUAAAAAAGAUACAGAAGAUAAAUAUCAUGGAUUGUUAGUCCAGCUUUAUGCUAACUAUUCAAGAGAUAAAUUGUUACCUCUUCUACGUCGUUCUAAUAAUUAUCCAAUACAACAAGCACUAGAUAUCUGUAGUCAGCGAAAAUUUUAUCCAGAAAUGGUAUAUCUACUUGGUAGAAUUGGAAACACUUCUGAAGCUUUAGCACUUAUGACUCGAGAAUUAAACGAUAUGCAGAGUGCGAUCGCAUUUUGCCAGGAACACGAUGACGAGGAACUGUGGAAUGAUUUGAUUAUUUAUUCUCUGGAUAAGCCCAAGGCUAUUACAUUUUUGUUGCAAAAAAUAGGCACAUAUGUCGAUCCUAGACUUAUGGUACAAAGAAUGGAACCGUCUUUAGAAAUUCCUGGUUUAAAGAAAGCUUUAGUUAAGAUGAUGUGUGACUACAAUCUCCAAGUGUCAGUACAAGAGGGAUGUAGAAAAAUGUUAUCCAAUGAUUAUUUCAAUUUACAUGAAAGGCUAGUUAAAUGUUAUCAAAAAGGGAUAUUUAUAGAUGAUGACCAAAUGUGUGGAGCUUGCCAUAGGAAAAUAAUUGUAAGAGAACCAAGGAAUCUAGUUGUAUUUUAUUGUAAACAUUCGUUUCAUGAAGAUUGUCUACCAAAUUUCGAGGUAGUGGAAAAUUGUGUUAUAUGUAACUCGCAAAAAGAUAUAUCUCCUAGCAGAAAAUGAUACAGGCAGUGGAAUUUCGACGUUGCUGAACUAAUAAUUUUUGACCCACCGAAAUGACCAUCAAUAGACAUCGAAGAUUGCACAUGCACUAAAAAUUCCCGAGCCUUGGGCCCGAUGGAUUCUACCAGAAUACAAUAACCGCCUAUUGGUUCCGUCUCCUUCAUAGGUUCAUUUUUUAAAGAAAUGAUUAAGGUCUCCCGGAAACAUAAAUCUGCUUGAUUUACAUCGUCUGAAGUACAAAAAGAAAGAAGCAGAGUAUUUAGAACAGCAUAAUAUUUUUUUCAAAAAACAAUUUACUGUUCAGUAGUGAAAACGACAUAGCUUAUAAGUAUCAAAAAAAUUACAUUCCAGGUACAAUUCAUUUCACCAGCAGCGAAUAAAUUUACCAACUUGUACAUUAGAUAUUUUUCUAUAUUAUAUUUUAUUACGUACCGUUUUUUAUGGACGUUUAUAUGUUUUAUUUAUGGAAUAUCUUUAUUCGUUGUUGGAGAAAUUUAGUUAGAGUGAAUUAUUUUAAUAGGAUAUGGGGUGCAAACAUUUUAUUAUUGUGAAAAAUUUUUAACAGAUUCAUCAUUAAUAUUUACUUGUUUUGUUCAAAACUGACCGAUCGCAAAUUCAUAAUUUAUUGUACAUACUAACGUAUAGAUUACGAUUUCAGAAUGAAAUUAUUUUACAAUAAAACGUAGGAAUAUUAUGAUUUAUGCUUUAAUAUGUACAGUAAGAAGUUUGUCAAAUUGUUACGAUAUAUAAUAUAUCUGUAUUUUAUACAACAAGGUGCCAUCAUUGUAUAAAAUAAUUUUGGUGUGUGUUCUGUGGUAUUAAGAGAUUUUAUGACUACACGAUUUAUCCAUAAUAUCACAGUUAUACCUAAGAUAUUUUAUCUAGGUCUCCAUGUAAAUAUUGUGUCUAAGUUGCAGUGUAGAACAAUAAUAAUGUGUAAAGUAUAAUUAAUAUAUAAAUUUUUUACGUCGCUUAA
Messenger RNA from Bombus pyrosoma, 3629 nucleotides. It is a transcript of the gene lt, whose product is annotated as vacuolar protein sorting-associated protein 41 homolog. Gene Ontology annotation, molecular function: protein binding. The transcript has 14 exons. Gene Ontology annotation, cellular component: HOPS complex; late endosome. Lineage: Eukaryota; Metazoa; Arthropoda; Insecta; Hymenoptera; Apidae. The record is from RefSeq and is a predicted model, not a curated record. Gene Ontology annotation, biological process: protein targeting to vacuole; cellular response to starvation; vesicle-mediated transport. The coding region runs from base 122 to 2653 and encodes 843 amino acids.